ACAGGGUGCUCUGAUCUUUGUGUCCGCCACCAGAGAUCAGGAGGGUGGGAGGGAAGGUCUACACAAAGAUGAUCCAAUCAAUCUGAAACGUGCUGAGUAAGCUACGGAAUUAAUCAUCCAAAUUUUGCAACUAGUGGGAAUUUAUUUUGUGAAAGACUCAUCAAUUACACCUAUCGUUGAAUUUCCACUUCCUCUACUACUGGCACCUCACAGCUGAAGUGAUGUCCUUUCUUGCAGCACCAGAAAAAUCUUCAUCUAACAUGGGUCCCAAAGAGGUGGAGCUGAUCCUUGUAAAGGAGCAGAAUGGGGUCCAGUUCACCUCCACCACCUUAGUAGCUCCGGCCCAGACUCACCCCAGUGGGGAGGAAGAGAGAGAGACCUGGGGGAAGAAAAUCGACUUCCUCCUAUCUGUGAUUGGAUUUGCUGUUGAUCUCGCCAAUGUCUGGAGAUUCCCUUACCUUUGCUACAAAAAUGGAGGAGGAGCCUUUCUGGUGCCUUACCUGUUCUUCAUGGUGAUAGCAGGGAUGCCUCUUUUCUACAUGGAACUGGCUCUGGGGCAGUACAACAGAGAGGGAGCAGCAGGUGUCUGGAAGAUUUGUCCCAUUUUUAAGGGUGUUGGGUUUACAGUGAUUCUCAUCUCCCUUUAUGUUGGUUUCUACUAUAACGUCAUCAUCUCCUGGGCGCUGUUUUACCUAUUUUCCUCAUUCACCUAUGAGCUACCCUGGGUCCAUUGCAACAACACCUGGAACAGCCCAAACUGCUCUGACUGGGCGGACAACAGCUCGAUUGGUGACAUUUACAAAGCCACACCUGCACAGGAGUACUUUGAACGAGCGGUCCUCCAUAUUCAGGACAGCAAUGGUAUUGAUGACCUUGGACGUCCACGUUGGCAGUUAACUUCCUGUUUGGCUGUUGUGAUUAUUUUGCUCUACUUUAGUCUCUGGAAAGGAGUAAAGACAUCUGGCAAGGUUGUGUGGAUCACAGCAACCAUGCCCUAUGUGGUCCUGACUGUGCUGCUCCUCCGUGGAGUAACUCUGCCUGGAGCCAUCGAUGGUAUUAAAGCGUACCUUUCUGUCGACUUUCUGAGACUCUGUGAUGCCAAGGUCUGGAUCGAGGCUGCAACACAGAUCUGUUUCUCGCUGGGUGUGGGGUUUGGUGUGCUAAUUGCAUUUUCCAGCUACAACAAAUUCAGCAACAACUGUUACAGGGACGCCAUCAUAACCAGCUCCAUCAACUCUUUGACAAGUUUCUUCUCUGGAUUUGUUGUCUUCUCCUUUCUUGGAUACAUGUCCCAUAAACACAACGUGGCUCUAGAUAAAGUUGCAAGAGAUGGUGCUGGGUUAGUGUUUGUCAUUUAUCCAGAGGCCAUUGCUACGUUACCUGGGUCAUCAGUGUGGGCAGUGAUUUUUUUCAUUAUGCUGCUGACACUUGGUCUUGACAGUGCAAUGGGUGGUAUGGAGUCUGUGAUCACAGGGGUGAUAGAUGAAUUUAAAUUCCUUCACAAACACAGAGAGCUGUUCACCCUGUUCAUCGUUGUUUCAACAUUUCUCAUAUCCCUCUUCUGUGUCACAAAUGGAGGGAUGUAUGUGUUUACUCUGCUGGAUCACUUUGCAGCAGGAACAUCGAUUCUCUUUGGAGUGCUUAUUGAAGCCAUCGGCAUCGCCUGGUUCUAUGGAGUGGAUCGGUUUAGCGAUGACAUAAAAGAGAUGAUCGGCCACAGACCAGGGAAAUACUGGAGACUAUGCUGGAAGUUUGUCAGCCCAUGCUUUCUCUUUUUCAUGGUUGUGGUGAGCUUUGCCACAUUCAACCCUCCAAAUUACGGCUCUUACAUGUUUCCUCAAUGGGCUAACCUUCUAGGAUGGUGUCUCGCCAUGUCCUCAAUGACCAUGGUGCCACUGUAUGCCAUCUACAAACUCUGUACACUACCUGGAAGUUUUUGUGAUCGGCUAGCCUAUGCCAUCACCCCUGAGACAGAGCAUCAUCUGGUCGACAAUGGGGAGGUGCGGCAGUUCACUCUGCAUCACUGGUUGGUUGUUUGAGCUGCAGAAAGACACGCAGACGGAGUGAAAGAUAAAGAAUGUCAGAG
This is a messenger RNA of Cyprinodon variegatus (sheepshead minnow), 2086 nucleotides long. RefSeq names its product solute carrier family 6 (neurotransmitter transporter), member 3 (gene slc6a3). Gene Ontology annotation, cellular component: presynaptic membrane; plasma membrane; neuronal cell body membrane. Gene Ontology annotation, biological process: sodium ion transmembrane transport; dopamine uptake involved in synaptic transmission. Gene Ontology annotation, molecular function: norepinephrine:sodium symporter activity; dopamine:sodium symporter activity. The record is from RefSeq and is a predicted model, not a curated record. The coding region runs from base 222 to 2039 and encodes 605 amino acids. Lineage: Eukaryota; Metazoa; Chordata; Actinopteri; Cyprinodontiformes; Cyprinodontidae. The transcript has 17 exons.